AUGCAUAUUCCAGGGCGUGUAUUAACCCUCGCCGGGCUUGCCACUCUGGCAUCGGCUUCACCUCAGAUUCCGCUGCCGGCGGCCACCCCACAGUACGUAAACCGACCCGAGAGAGCCAACGCCGUGAAGGAGGCUUUCCAGCGCUCGUGGGACGGAUACCGCAAGUUCGCGUUACCAAACGAUACACUAAAACCCGUAUCCAACACGUCCCAGAACGACCGAAACGGCUGGGGUGCCAGUGCAGUGGAUGCCCUGAGUACUGCCAUCAUCAUGGAAAACAAGGAAAUUGUCGGCCAGAUUUUGGAGUUCGUGCCCACGAUCAAUUUCGACGUGACAAGUACCGAGGUCUCGGUGUUUGAAACAACCAUUCGAUACCUAGGCGGCCUGUUAUCGGGGCAUGACCUGCUCAAAGGACCACUCAAAGACGUCGCGGCGAACCAAACAGGCGUGGAUGCGCUGCUCACUCAGGCAAAGCGGCUCGCGGACAAUCUUAAAGUCGCUUUUGACACGCCCACUGGAGUACCGGACAACAUUCUCGUUUACGACCCGAAGCCACGUAGGAACGGUUCCGAGACCAAUGGCAUCGCCACCAUCGGGACUUUGGUACUGGAGUGGACUCGGCUUAGCGACCUGACCGGGGAUAAGCAAUACGGCGAGUUGUCGCAAAAGGGCGAGGCCUUUUUACUGAAGCCCAAUGAAGAGGUGUUCCCCGGUCUGCUGGGCACAGAUGUCUUCAUUUCCAACGGCACCUUUGCAGACCGUUCGGGAGGCUGGAACGGAGGAACGGACAGCUUCUACGAAUACCUCAUCAAGAUGUGGCUGUAUGACCAGAAUCGGUUUUCUCUCUACAGAGACAGAUGGAUUGCAGCCGCAGACUCGUCGAUCAAAUUUCUUGCUUCGAGCCCGACGACACGGCCCGACCUGACCUUCCUCGCCGCCUACAACAACGCGAAUCUGCGAUUCAUCAGCACCCAUCUUGCGUGUUUUGAUGGCGGCAACUUCAUUCUGGGAGGUCUUCUCCUCAAGGAGCAAAAGUAUGUAGAUUUUGGUAUCAAGCUGACGGAGGCCUGCCGCGAGACGUACAAGCAGACGGCGACUGGAAUCGGACCAGAAAUAUUCCGCUGGCAGGAUGAUCGGCCGCCAGUCAACAAGACGCUGAACCCCGACCCACCCGCCAAUCAGACCGAGUUCUACCAACGGGCCGGUUUCUGGAUCAGGGAAGGCGGAUCCGCUUAUGUCCUUCGUCCCGAGGUCAUUGAGAGCUACUACUAUGCCUACCGCGCGACGGGCGAUACCAAGUACCAAGACUGGGCUUGGGAUGCCUUCCUUGCCAUCAACAAGACCUGUAGUGUUGGCAGCGGAUUCUCGUCCAUCACGGAUGUUGACAACCCCAAGGGCGGAACGGCCGACGAUUUCCAGGAGAGCUUCUGGUUCGCCGAGGUGCUCAAGUACAGCUAUUUGAUCCAGGCUACGGAUGCCAAGGUCCAAGUAGAAGUGGCAGACAACAAGUGGGUGUUCAACACAGAGGCGCAUCCGUUCCAGAUCGCUUAG
Molecule: messenger RNA, 1551 nt
Organism: Colletotrichum higginsianum IMI 349063
Lineage: Eukaryota; Fungi; Ascomycota; Sordariomycetes; Glomerellales; Glomerellaceae
Product: alpha-1,2-Mannosidase
Exons: 4
Coding region: 1-1551 (516 amino acids)
Biological process (GO): carbohydrate metabolic process; N-glycan processing
Cellular component (GO): Golgi membrane; endoplasmic reticulum
Molecular function (GO): mannosyl-oligosaccharide 1,2-alpha-mannosidase activity; calcium ion binding
Source: RefSeq, a predicted model, not a curated record